Messenger RNA from Sceloporus undulatus (fence lizard), 1347 nucleotides. RefSeq names its product profilin 1 (gene PFN1). Bases 93 to 902 code for a protein of 269 amino acids. Lineage: Eukaryota; Metazoa; Chordata; Lepidosauria; Squamata; Phrynosomatidae. The transcript has 4 exons. Gene Ontology annotation, molecular function: actin binding. Gene Ontology annotation, cellular component: cytoplasm. Gene Ontology annotation, biological process: positive regulation of actin filament bundle assembly; regulation of actin filament polymerization. The record is from RefSeq and is a predicted model, not a curated record.
GCCGCCGCCGAGGCCAGGGUCCUCCUCCUCGUCCGUCCGUCCUCUGGUGUGUGCUCCUCCUCUCCCGUCGUCGUUCUCGCGGUCCCUUCGCCAUGAGCGGCUGGAGCUGCUACAUCGACAGCCUGAUGGCCGACGACACGUGCCAAGACGCCGCCAUCGUCGGCUACAAGGAGCCCCCGCCGUCGGGGCCGCGCCCCCCGGAAGGCCUUCGCCAACAUCAGGUCAGCGGAAGGAGGGAUGGAGGGAGGGCCACAAGCCGGGGACCCCCUUCCCCUGGCCGAGGCCCGGGCCUCUUUGUGCCCCAAGGGCCCCUUAGGACCCCCCCCCCAGUCAGGGGAGGCCUGGCGGCGGAAACGAAAAACACAAACCGGCCUCCCUCCCUCCUCCUCCUCCGCCUCGUGCCACGUCCUCCUUCUGCCGGAGCCCCCCCCCACCAGGCCUACUGCAACGCACAGAAUCCUCGGCAUCAGGGAAGGAACUCGGGGCCUUCUUCUCUCUCUUUGGGGGAAGAGGCCCGGGCCUCAAAGGGCCUCAGCGCCCCCCGCCGGGAGAGGCCCGAAGAGGCGCCCUCCCUGGAUCUGGGACGCUGGCGGGCAGAAUGCUCCGUCAUCCGGGACAGCCUCCACACGGACGGGGAGUGCACCAUGGACCUCCGGACGAAGAGUACGGGAGGGGCCCCCACCUUCAAACUCACAGCCGGAUCCUCUGUCCAGCGGAGGAACAAACAAACAGCUGUGGCCUAUCCAGGCAGAGGAGAUAAGGCCAACCACUGUCCCAGCCUUUUGGGCAGCUGGACAAGGGGCCCGAUAGUCCUGGUGAUGGGCAAGGAGGGCGUCCACGGUGGCUGCGUCAACAAGAAGUGUUAUGAGAUGGCCAACCACUUGCGGCGGUCACAGUAUUGACCAUUCAUCACGCCCCUUCUCCCUCUUUCUCUUUCUCUCUCUCUUUGCCUUGUCCCGCCUGUGGUACUACUGAUGGAACAACGGUGAAGGAUGUCCAAGGUGGCUGCGAUGGGCCCCGGGCCCCCCGUCUGUGACCAUUGUGGGACCCCCCGGCGCCGGAUUCGCCGCGUUAUUCCUCCUCCUCCUCCUCCUCUCUGCCUGCCCCAGUGCUCACCCCUUGCGCCCAUCGCUCCCUUCCUGCCUUCUCCCUGUUUCUACCAUUUUUGUUCCAACCCUCUCCCCACUUUUCCAGUUCUUCUCUCUUUUUUUGCCAUUUUUUUCUAUCACACAAACACAAGAAAAUCCUUAUCGCUGCCAAAUUUUCUGGUUGUUACAAGGUGUAGUUUUUUUGGUUAAGAAAACUAUAUUGGAACAAGAAAAAAAAUAAACAAAUUGAAGUUGUAAA